AGAGAGAGAGAGAGAGAGAGAGAGAGAGAGAGAGAGAGAGAGAGAGAGAGAGAGGCAGGGCGGCAAACAUCAGUUGAGUCCCACUCCUCCUUGCGCCAACACGUGUGGAAAUCCCGUGCCUCGGUUAUCUCUCUCUCUCUCUCUCUCUCUCUCUCUCUCUCUCUCUCUCUCUCUCCUCUCUCUGUUUCUCUCUCUCUUUAGCUUUCCCUGCCCUUAUCUCUCAGCUUGCCUGUCUUUCUCUGCCUCUUUUUUGUUUUUUGGUUGCUAUUAUCUCAUGUCGUAUUUUCAGUUUUCAUUCAUACAUUCCUCUCUAUCUUUUCACACUCACUCACUCUCAUAUCCUCGCUCUCUCCCGCUCUCUCACUCUGUCUCACCGCGCCUCCACGCACGCCGCGAGAUUGAAGCGUUGAGUGUUAAACGAACGCUUUAAAGUCUAAACGAGUCUAAACGAGUCUAAACGAACGCUAAAAAUACAUUAAAAAGAAAAAAAAGACUUGGACUUAAACGAAAAAAAAAACGAAGGAAAAAAAGGAAGGAAAGAAGAAAAAUACAGACUUCAGUCGACGCACAAGACGAGGUAGAUAUAAAUAGAGAGAGAGAGAGAAAGGAAGAAGAGAGAGAGAAAGAAAAUGAUGAUUAACAAAGGAGGAGUAAAGAGAAGGAAGUAAAGAAGGAAGUUUUAAACAGACAAACGCAGGGAAAUUGAAAGAAGAGAGAGGCAGGGAAAAAGAAAGGAAAAGGAAAGUAAUAGUAUGAAAAUAAACAUUCCAUGGUGAUCGAAAGAAGUAAGAAAGAAUAACAAUAAAGAAGAAGAGGAGAAAACAGAAAAUUAGGGAAGUGGAAAGGAGAGGAAAGGAAAAAAAAAUGAAAUGUGACAAAAUGAAAAACGGAAAAGAAAAUGGAGGAAUCUGAGGAGUGUGGAUGGGAAGGAAAUGAACAAAGUCAACAACAACAACAACAACAACAGCUGAUGUGUUUUCGGAUUGGCUUCAUAUUGUAUCUUCUCAGGCGGAAGAAAUAUCACCACCACCACCACCACCACCACCAGCACCACCACCACCACCACCACUACAAGACUACCACUGCUGCUGGUGAUAAAAUGACAGUCACCUACACCACCAAGGUUUCCAACACUUGUUUCUGCGGAUUUUCCAAGCUUCUAUUCAGAUGGCGCGGCAGUGUGUUCAAGCUGCUCGCCGCUGACCUCAUUGUUUACUUCCUGCUUUAUUUCUCCGUGGCCGCCAUCUACAGAUUCGCCUUGCGGGAGAACGAGAAGAGAGUGUUUGAGAAGAUCGCCAUAACGUGUGAAUACUUCCGCAACGUGUUCCCUAUCUCUUUCGUGCUGGGUUUCUACGUGACAAUCGUGGUGCAGCGGUGGUGGGAGCAGUACAUGCUGAUCCCCUGGCCCGACACCGUGUGCAUCAUGGCCUCCACUUACAUAGAGGGCCAGGAGCUUCUAAGGAUGGCUUAAGACAGAGUUCUAUGUCACAACAAGUUUCCCAAAACCGAACAAGAGUGGACAAACAUUGGAAACCUAUUCGAAGAAAAAUGGAAUUUUCCAAACUGCCUUGGCGCAGUUGAUGGAAAACAUGUACACAUCACUCCUCCAAAGGAUGCAGGGUCUUACUUCUAUAAUUAUAAAGGGUACAAUAGUCUAGUUUUAAUGGCAGUGGUCAACGCCAAUUAUGAAUUUUUGUACGCAGACAUAGGUACCAAUGGCCGUGUUUCAGAUGGUGGCGUAUUGAAUAACACUACUUUUCGAAAAAAAACUCAAAGACAACGAACUUCACAUUCCACCCAUUGGGAAGCACGGUCUCCCUUGUGUUUUCGUGGGAGAUGAAGCAUUUGCGCUGCGACCUGAUUUUUUAAAACCAUAUCCACAAAAGGAGCUGAAUGAUGACAGAAGAACUUUUAACUAUCGUCUAUCAAGAGCUCGAAGAGUAGUUGAGAAUGCGUUUGGCAUAUUAAGCGCUAGAUUUCGCAUUUUCCACUCAACUAUAAAUCUCAAAUUAGACAGCAUUGAGAAGGUGGUGCUAGCUACAAUUGCAUUGCAUAACUAUUUGCGAAGUAAAACAGUCACCACUCAUAAUAUUAAUAAUGAUUGUAAUGACAUGAUGCCCAAUAACAACAGCAAUGAAAAUUGCAUGGCUAGUUUAGAAAGAGGAAGAGAUGCACGGGUUGCAUCUCAAAUUGCUCGAAAUGUUCGGGACAACUUUAUGACAUAUUUCACAGGCGAAGGUGCUAUUGCAUUUCAAGAGAAUGUACUGUAAACAUGUAAGCUAAUGA
This is a messenger RNA of Scylla paramamosain (green mud crab), 2286 nucleotides long. Its product is annotated as bestrophin-2-like. Lineage: Eukaryota; Metazoa; Arthropoda; Malacostraca; Decapoda; Portunidae. The coding region runs from base 899 to 1471 and encodes 190 amino acids. Gene Ontology annotation, molecular function: chloride channel activity. The transcript is spliced from 6 exons. The record is from RefSeq and is a predicted model, not a curated record.